AUGGCUGUUCUUAGCUGCUUGGAUGAUUGGGGGAUAGAGAAGAUAUUCACAAUCACGGUGGAUAUUGAGAGCGGUGAUGAAGAUGGAGGGGACCAAGAUGUCAUUAGUGUGCAGAAUGAGAUAUCUAUUUGCACAAGGGGUAGAGGAAGAAAGAGGCUCAGAAUGCUUGGUCCACCUUCUAGUGAGGACUGGAAAGACGCUAAGUGUUUAACCGAGUUUUUGAGGCUUUUCUACAACGCCACUCUUAAGCUUUCUGGUGCUCAGUAUACUACUUCUAACCAGUUUUUCCACGAGCUUGUCGCUUUGCAGCAAAACAUCAUGACCAUGACUGAGAGUAAUGAUCGAAUAUUGAGUUCAAUGGCUUUCAGAAUGUUGUCCAAGUUUACCAAAUACUGGUCGAUUAUGUGAACUCUUUGUUGCACAUAGCUGUGGUCCUAGAUCCAAUAUAUAAGCUAAAAUAUGUGGAAUACUGCAUGACACGACUUUGCGGAGAGAAAAAGGCUGCUGAGUUUGCAGAAGAUCUUGAGAAAAAGCUGGUUGAGCUGUAUGAGUAUUAUUUGGAAGAAAAUCCUAAUUCUGGGCACUCUAAACAUGCUACUUCCGCUGCUAGCCUUGAUAUUUCUGCUGAUUUACUGAAUACAGAUCCUGCAAAAGCUCUUAGACUUUAGUUUGCAAAGGAACAUGCAUCUUCUGCUAGCAUUGGAGGGAAGUCAGAAGUUCAGCGAUACCUUUCUGAAGUUGCAGAGGGGGAAACAGAUGCAUUUGACAUUUUAUUCUGGUGGAAAAUCAACUCUUCCAAGUAUCCAAUCAUAGCACUUAGCACGAAUUGCAAAAGAUGUGCUUGCUGUGCCUGUAACAAGUGUGGCUUCGGAGUCAACAUUCAGCACUAGGGGUCGUGUACUUGAUGCAUAUCGGAGCAACUUAGUACCAACUACUGUGGAAGCAUUGAUUAGCUGUCAAGAUUGGUUGAAAUCUUCUGGACACUCCAUAGGGGUUCAUAAUGCAUUCCCUGGUAUCGAAGCAUAAGAGGAUUAAGAAGAUCAUGGAUAUGCUCCUGUUGAUCUUGUUCCUUUGGGGAUGUUGGAGACUUGGAGUCAAUAAAAGGGACCAAAAGGGAACAAGUCAGAACUCGAACUCAGAAGCAACAGAGGAAUGGGCACUAUUGGGUGGCGCCUAACAUUUGAAAAUGUAAAGGCGCCUAGGUUGGCCAGGUGCUUCAAAUGAGGGCACCAAAGAUUGAGGUGCCAACGACGAGAAAAAAGGGGUAUUCGGCAGACGCCUAGGCUAAAAGGAGUAUGUCAAAGGUGCAGGCCAGCAUUGGUGAGUCAGGAGCCCAUGAUGGGAGUACAAGCACGCGCAGACCGGUUCGACGAAAGAAGACGAUUGAAAGGCCAAAGGGGGUUAGGCGCCUGCAACAAGUGAAUUCUUAGGUACGCGCGGAGUGGAUGGGCGCUAUUGGGGCGACGCCUAACAUUUGAAAACGUAAGGGCGCCCCGAUUGAAGGGAAUGGGGAGCAUCAGUGCCACUAAAUGACGAUCAAUCUUGGGAGUAUUACUAGAAUGAGCGCCUCUCAAAAGGUGUGUGAGAAACGCCAAUCGAAUAGGAAGCAACAAGUGCGUCAAAGGGCGUAGUUAGGCAUUUAAGAAGUGAAGGUUGAGCGCCUAAUUGGGGGGUAAUUGUUGGGGGUAUUACGUGGGCCUGCCCAAAUAUGGGCACAAUAUGAUCUAGUAGAAGAAGAAAAAGCUCCAUUAUGAGGUAGGCCCAUGGGUAGUCCUAUUGGGUCGGGUCCAUGCAUGAAGUGGGCAACCUAAAGACAAAACUCAGGAAACUCAAAAGAAGUACGGAUUGCCUAUGUUCCCCCUGUUGGGCGCCUAUCAAUUGUCAGAGGCCUGACAUGUCGGUCAGGGGCCUAGUCUGACAGAAGUUUGGAGCAUUAAAUGUGUCGCUAGCGUGGAGCUGGGUUGAAGGAGCCCGGUCUAGAGUUGGGUGAGAGUAAAUAGGGCCGGUAGGUAGCAUUUAUAGGGGGGGACUUUCACACUAAAAAACUAGAGUUAAACACUUCUCUAUCUAAACCCCGGACUAACUUGAUCGCCAGAGGAUUAACGGGCCCAGGCGCCCACCUCUGUGUGCAUCUGUGCAGGCCAGACGCUUAGGAAUCAGUGAGCAAGGAGUGUGUGGCGAAGAAGCAGACUCUCGGGUAUCCGGGAAUAAACAUAAACCAUGCCAAACUUCUUUCACAAAACUGCAAUUGAUGAAGAGAUGGUUGUUAUUUUCUUCCUCCCUAGCAAAGCUCACACAGCAAAGAAGCAAAUUUUGGAUGGGAUGAAGUGUUUCCAAACUGUCGAGUGAUGAUAAUAAGCCCGGCACACUAGAGAGCAAACAAGUAUCCCAAAGAGUCGUCGAGUUAACCUUAGUACCAAGUAUUACGACAUAAUAAUCAGGUAUAGGAACAUUGCACAUAGUAUACAUGAUUG
This is a messenger RNA of Linum tenue, 2474 nucleotides long. The record is from the annotation of a GenBank genome assembly. Lineage: Eukaryota; Viridiplantae; Streptophyta; Magnoliopsida; Malpighiales; Linaceae.